Molecule: messenger RNA, 5001 nt
Organism: Chanos chanos (milkfish)
Lineage: Eukaryota; Metazoa; Chordata; Actinopteri; Gonorynchiformes; Chanidae
Product: interferon-induced very large GTPase 1-like
Exons: 4
Coding region: 1-5001 (1666 amino acids)
Molecular function (GO): GTP binding
Source: RefSeq, a predicted model, not a curated record
AUGGAGUCAUUCAAAGAAAAUAUAGCGCGGGUUAAGGAAAAUCUAAUGGAGCUUGAGAAUUUGUUUAAGGAGGGUAAAGAUCGAAAUGAUGCUAAAGUAAAAGACAUGGAAGACAAGAUCCGCAUUGCUUUCAAUGUCCCGAGGGAAAGCUGGAUGAACACCGGUCAAACUCUGAAGGAUGUCAUAGAAAUCUUGCAUAAACAGCUGGACAUUGUACAGAGUUCAACACUCUCAUCCGAGAUGAUUUCAGAUAAGGAUGUUCUGAAGAAUGCAUCUGGGGGUCUGGCUUUGGAAGGGGUUUACAAAACCAGGAAUCCUGAAGACUUCCUGGUGAAAAGAGAUCAGCUCAUUGAGAUUCCAGAUUCAUUUUCACUUACCGGCCCAAAGCAAAAUACCAGGGCCCUCUACACUUCGGUGGAGUUUUCUGGUGGAGAGCUUCUGCCUCAGGCUUCAGAAGUAAAGAUCUGUCGGAGGGCUCAGGCCUACCUGUUGCAGACAGCUUUGACUGUUUCCACUGACAAAGACAUCACGAUUUCACCCAAAGAAAAGGGAGAAAGAUUGCAGCUCAUACAAACACAACUGAAGAACAAUCUUUCAACUCACAUUGAAUCAGUGAUUGAGAAAAGCCAUGAUGAUUGGGAGUCCCUGGAGAGGGCAUUACAUUCCAUCAUUACCGGCACCCAGAUGAGUGAUGGAAGUGCAACAGUCGAGGUGGCUGUCUCUCAGUUGGAAAAUAUACUAGUGAAGCAAGUGGCACCUUUAACUGAGGUUCAGACAACCGAUGAGCAGAAUACACCAGUGAAUAACAAAAGUGAAAAAACUAGAAGCUUUAUGGAUUUGCUUCUGAAGUUGGGCCUCCAAGACUCCUACCCCAAAAAGAUGAUAAAAUCUAAUGUUCUUCUCAUAGACAAAUUAUCUCUGAGUAUAAAAGAGCCCAAAACAGAGAAAGACUUGAGCUCCCUUUAUCUCUACAAACUCAUGACAUUGGACUACAGAGCCAGGUAUCUGUUUGUAAAACCUGAGGCAACUAACAUGGAUUUUGGGGAGGAUGGUGCAAAUGCUGAAGAUGAUGAUGAUGAUGAUGACUUCUUUGAUUUUGUUGAUAAAUCAGACACGGUGGUGAGAGUCAAACUGGCACAAAUUCACCCAAUGGAUGUGCACAUGGCCAUUUUCCACUGCUCCAAUGAUUUCCUGCGACAGUACGUUUUUACGAAACUCUCUGCUUGUCAGUUUAGCCUACCCUUCUUGGUACCUAACCCCUGUACAGAUGAAGUGGAAUUCCCUCUCUGGGCACUCCGACACAUCAGGAAAUCAUGGCAUAGCAAAAAACAAACUGCAUCUAGUGGCUGUGGGAAGUACUACAACAGACAAAUGUUCAACACACCAGUGCCAAUUGUUUCCUUCAUUAGAUUGGGAGUUUCUGAUUCCAACUCCAAGUCCCAGAUAUUGGAUGGUGUCAUUAGCGAACAGAAGCACAGUGUGUUCUUCCACCGUCAUUGCAAAGGCAGCACUCCAGACAGCCUGCUCAUGAAUGGAGUUGUGGAGAUUGCAUGGUACUGUCCUGGAGGAAAGGAAGACGACGUAUUUGAUGACUGUGUGGCCUUUCUGAACCUUCAUGGUGAUGCAGCAGAACACCCAAAACAACUCGAGUUUCUUCAGGCAGUGAGUACAGUCAAUGUGCUUCUACUUUCAGAGCACCCUCUGAGUGAAACCGCCAAAGAGGUCUCCCAGAAACUGUCCAAGUCCUCUGUCCCCUUGAUCUGCUUGUUCUCAGGUAAGGAUAAUAUUCAUCCGUCAAAAAAACCCACAAAGGUGAGGCUAGCUGCAAAGAACAGGAAUCAGGCUAAAUUUACAGAGGAACUGAUUUCAAGCAUCAAACAGUGCAUCAGUAAAUAUAAACAGACUGCAACAAUUGAAAGGUGCUGUGAAGAGGCAAGGAAACUGCAGUUCAUAGUCGACGAGGAUAAGCCAUCAUGCAAGGAUGGGUACGAAAAGGCCCAGACAUUAAUGUGCCUUCUGAAAGAUGUGAAGGAUGUAUCCACCCUGAAGGAGAGGAUUUUACCACUGCAAGGUAAACUGUGGCAUGACUGGUGCAACAAGAACAAAGAGCAGUAUCGACUGCAAGUCAGAGAAAAGGAAAGUAUCGAACAGCAGCAGAGUAAAAUCUCAGCUCAGAUGACCAAGAUCCGUAAGGAACAACUUCGUGAAGCCACUCCUCUCAAUGACUUCAUGAGAUCAUUCCUGGAAUGCUUGACAACGCCUGCUCAGUUUGAAGGCACACGUCUGUACAUGCUGCAGUGGCUUAGGAUCCUCCUAGAUGAUCUCACCACUGAUGAGCUUGUAUUGCUUGAAGAGGACUAUAACUCAACUUGGAGAAAAAUGAAAAAUGUAUCCAAAGAUAAAGAAAAAGCAUCUCUUGUACAAUCUCUGCAAACCAAGCUGGACAGAAUAACAGACAAAAUGGCCGCUACUACAGUUGGACUUCAGCAUAUUAUGAGAGAGGUCAGUCAACUCUAUGAGGCCAUUCAGAUGUGCACACAAGCUAAGAAAAAUACUAAACAAUAUGCCACACUGCCAAAAAUAGGGGUGACAAUGCUGCUCUCUGGGUAUCCACUAGAAAUAAUGGAUGGGGAUGCUGCCCAUGUGCCUUUAACAUGGAUUAACGCUGUCCUGGAUGAGCUCAUCAAAACCCUUGGAGACAAAAAGGUGUUUGUUCUGUCCAUUUUGGGGCUUCAAAGCUCUGGGAAAUCCACACUGCUGAACACCAUGUUCGGUCUUCAGUUUGCUGUGAGCGCUGGAAGAUGUACACGCGGAGCCUUUAUGCAGCUAGUAGAAGUGGACUCCAGCAUUAGAAAUGACCUCGGAUAUGACUUUGUCCUCAUUGUGGACACAGAGGGACUCAGAUCUCCAGAACUCAGUACAAAGAUAUCGCUGAGCCAUGACAACGAGCUUGCCACUUUCAUCAUCGGACUUGGCGACGCAACAGUCAUCAAUAUCAUGGGGGAGAACCCUUCUGAGAUGCACGACAUUCUUCAGAUUUGUGUGCAGGCCUUCUUGCGAAUGAAACAAGUUAAAAUCACACCUAGUUGCAUUUUUGUGCACCAGAAUGUUGCGGAAGGAUCAGCUGGAGAUAAAAACAUUGAGGGGAGGAGACGUCUCCUGGAGAGACUGGAUGAAAUGGCUCAACUGGCAGCAAAAGAGGAGAAUGUUGAUGGUGUCACUUGCUUCAGUGAUGUCAUACACUUUGACAUUGAAACACAAGUUUUUUACUUCAAAAAUCUUCUACAGGGAGACCCUCCCAUGGCCCCACCUAAUCCCUCAUAUAGCCAGAAUGUUCAAGAACUGAAGAUCAAGCUCCUAACAGCUGCAUCAUGGCAGGAGAAAUGUAAAUUUUCCUCACUGUCAGAAUUCAAAUAUAGAGUUUCUGACCUUUGGACUGCACUACUGCAAGAGAACUUUGUGUUCAGCUUCAAAAACACAGUUGAAAUGAUGGUGUACAGCUCUUUGGAAAGUAAGUAUGGAGAUUGGUCAUGGCACCUGAGGAAAUUUUCCCUGAGCCUUCUGACAAAACUGGAGAAUCAGAUCGCUAGCAACUUAAUUCAGAAUGUGACUUUUGCAGAUCUGAUGAAAAAGUAUGACAAAGUCUAUGAACCUCUCAAGACUGAGAUAGAGAAGUAUUUCAAAGAAGACAAAAACAAAGAGACCCUCAUAAAGUGGAAGACAAAUAUUGACAAGCGUUUUGAAAGCCUGAAGAGUGAGCUCAUUGAUGGGACUCUGAAAAAAUGUAAGGAAUUACUCACCUCCAAGCAAAACAGGUCAGAGCUGGACAAGAGGAAAACCCAAUACACAAAUGAGCUGACACAGCAGAGCAAACGCCUAGCAUCUAAACUUAAAACACAGCAACUGACAGAUAAGCAGGUGACGAAGAAGUUUGAUGAUCUCUGGAGUAACUGGACAGCUGAGGUGUUGAAAUCACAACCCCCUGAGGAGCCACUGAAUGUGAAAGCUGUAGUGGAAUCAGUCCUCCUAAGCCAGUUCCAGGUUCUGAAGGCAGCAAAUGAGAAACUCAGUCAGCAGAUAGCAGAUGAGUUGAAGCUCAACAACCAAGCUCUCAGUGGCAACCGAUCAAAUCUUGAAAAUCAUAUACUAAAACAUCUGGCAACUCAGGAGGACUUCAGCAUGUAUGAGGAGUAUAUUGAUUACCCAAAGAGAUACUUUGAAAGAUUUAUCCAGGAAAAGGUAGAUGAAUUUUGUUGUGAUACCAAAAAACUGGGCACAAUCCAUCAGGAGAGCCUGGAGACCAUGAAAAAUCAGUUAUUAACAGCAAGCACAGAUGUAACUACAGAAGUGGAUGAAAAGGCAGGCAAUGCAAGCAUGUGGCUUGACUUGUUCUGUAGAAAUGUGGGGCAUCUCAUUACAAUAAUGAGAAAUGAAUUGCAUUGCAUUGAAAAUGAAGACAUCAAAGACUGGCAGUUCUUUAAAGAAAUGAUGGCCAAAUCCCUGGAAGAGAUGGUUAAGGACGAAAAGAUGGAUGUGGAGGCAUUGAGAGAGAAACCUACCAAAAUUCUUUUUCAGCAGGUCGAGGGAUGUUGGGCCCAGUGUCCUUUCUGCAAAGCCAUCUGCACAAACACCAUCCCCAACCAUGAUAAAAGACACAGCGUUAGGUUUCAUCGCUGUGAGGCUCUGGCUGGCUACCAUUAUCAUAACACAGACCAUUUUUCUGUAGAUUUUUGUACCACAUCAGUUAACAGUGAUGCAAAAUUCUUUGCUCGUAAGAAGGAUAAAUGGAUCCCCUUCAAGACAUACAGGGAUGCUGGAGACCCAUACGAUACAUGGAGCAUUACUGCAGAUGGCAGUGAGCAGCGCUACUGGAAAUGGUUCAUCUGUAAGUUUCAGUCAGAAUGGGAGCAAAAGUAUGGAUAUAAAUUCAAAGACCGUGGAAAUAUCCCGGAUGAAUGGAACAGUUUCACAAGAGAAUCUGCUUUGGAAGAGUUGCAAUAA